UAUUCCAAGGCUGCCAAGUCUGAACUGCAACAGAAUCUAGAUCGCGCAUUCCGCCUGUACGUGAAAGCGGCUGAAGAUUUCCUCCACCUCAGUCAAUCAUGCAACGAUGCCGGUCUACGUGCGAGUUGCAAACUCCAGGCAGGAAAGGCAUUAGAACGUGCAGAGAAGAUCAAAGCCGUCCGCCCUGAUGUUACGCCAGUAGCCAAGGACUAUUUCUCCGAACAAGAACAGCUUUACGUGCUGAGAAAGUCAUCAUUCGUCAAUAACGUUCGCAUACCGCUUUGGGAUAGCAGCGCGAGCGCAUCGGAUGACGUACGACAACCCGAACUAUCGCCGGAGCAGCAACAGCAUGAUGCAAUCUGGCGUAAGGCUGAAGGGACGAUGGUAUAUUCAUCAGCACAGCGUUUGUCACCUCAAGACAUUGUUCAACACAUAAUCACCGACUGUUCUGUUUGUGCUUCUGUCGCUGUCUGUGUUGGACAUCACUGUCGGUUUAAUUCAAAGAUAGUACUGUCCAACCUACAUCCUCGUGAUCCAGGAGAUGAGUCUUACGAUUCAAGAAGUGGAGUCUAUCAUUUUCGCUUUCUCUUCAAUGGGGCUUUCCGACGCAUAACUAUUGAUGACAAGUUGCCAACUUACCCGGAGGGUGGGUUGAUGUGCAUGUCAACUGGCGCCGAGCACCAAAUCUGGCCGUCGCUUGUCGAGAAAGCCUACAUGAAACUCAUGGGCGGAUACGAUUUUCCCGGAUCAAAUUCCUGCAUAGACCUACAUGCUCUCGUGGGCUGGAUACCGGAGCAUGUAGAUCUCAGGUUGUCAGGAAUCAAACUACUUUGUACUUACGACCUACGUAUAGGGUCCUGUGUCCUCACCGUAGGCACUUGCGAUGCCCCGGCUUCUUCGAUGUUGGUGUCUGAACUCACGCUCCUCCCGGCCCAUUGUUAUGCUGUAAUCGACGUGCAAGAGCAUGAUGGCGUUCGCCAGGUCACGAUGCUCGACUCGUGGACGCAGACUGCAAACGUACAAGGUCGGGAAGCGCAAGCAGCAUCCAACUAUGUGUGUGACCACUCAUACACCUUCAGCCUCGGUUGGGAUACAGUCUGCAGCCACUUCGAUGGCGUAUACCUCAGCUGGGACCCAGGAAUCUUCCGCAAUCAGAUUGUUUUCCAUGGAACGUGGAAGGCUCAGUCGCCGUCCUUCGAAGAGGGCGUGAAUCGAUCAUCUUACUUUCAGCUGCAAUUACGCACGGGAAUGGACACCGCCGCCCAGGACGGGUGUGAGAUCUGGAUCCAGCUGACACGCCAUGUGUCGGAUACUACACGCACCUCUGAGUAUAUUUCUCUCCUUGUCAACGGUCAAGACGAUGGAAGGCAAUCGCCUGCGGACAUUGACCCGACGAUGCUGAAGGGAGAAUACACCAACAGCAUCCAUACUCUGGUUCGAACGAGAGUGUCAGCCACCGAUACCGUUUUGCAUCUGAUAGCAGCGUAUGAUGGCCACUUCAGUGACGUGGGAUUCACGAUCAAUGUGUAUUCGGACACUGACGUUUCCUGGGUUGAGAAUCCACCCAAAGCGUUGUAUAUGAAGGAAAUUGAUGGCGCUUUCACCAGCAAGACCUCUGGAGGCAAUUAUAGCUAUCCUACCUUUAUGGACAAUCCUCAAUUCCAUCUACGGAUCCACCCUAACGUGGAACAAUCCAGGAAGCUCGGAAGGAAUGCCAACGUCAAGGUACCUGUGUCGGUCACAGUGCAUGGAUCCCGGCGGACACCGAUCAACGCCUCGCUAGUCUGGUCGAGGGGAGAGCGGAUUACUGAGUUGAGCCAGAAUGACCUGGUCGCAACUUCGGGGCCAUAUUGCUAUGGAUAUGCACGCGCAUACGGCGACGUACCAGCUGGAGACUACACUCUCAUCAUCUCGACCUUUGAGCCUCAGCAACUGGGCGAAUUCAAGAUCCAGGUUGAGAGUGCAUAUCCCGUUGAGAUCACUUCAAUACCACAGGAGGGUGCCGGGAUGUUCAGUCGCGUGCUUCGGGAUGCGUGGACUGCAGGGACAGCAGGCGGAGGCCCCAGCUCCAGCAAGUUCGCCAAUAACCCUGCAUAUGAGCUACGCAUUGACGCUCCGGCAUACCUUAAGGUUCGCUUGCAGCUGGCCGACGCUACGUCACCUACAUCCAUCAACGUCUCAGUCUUCCAGAGAAAAGCAUCCCGCGGCAUCCUUGUCGGCACCUCAGGACCCUACUCGGACGCAAUCGCCGGAGCGGUAACGCCGCGCAUCGCAUUACAACCAGGCACAUAUCACAUCAUUCCAUCAACGUAUCAUCCGGACAUCCAAAGAGCAUUCAAAUUGAUCGUUUAUAGUACAAUUGCAGUCAACAUCCGCCCCAUGAAACGUGUAUGA
This is a messenger RNA of Laetiporus sulphureus 93-53, 2394 nucleotides long. Its product is annotated as cysteine proteinase. The record is from RefSeq and is a predicted model, not a curated record. Gene Ontology annotation, biological process: proteolysis. The transcript has 20 exons. Gene Ontology annotation, molecular function: calcium-dependent cysteine-type endopeptidase activity. Lineage: Eukaryota; Fungi; Basidiomycota; Agaricomycetes; Polyporales; Laetiporaceae. The annotation marks the transcript as partial.